Molecule: messenger RNA, 2389 nt
Organism: Crotalus tigris (Tiger rattlesnake)
Lineage: Eukaryota; Metazoa; Chordata; Lepidosauria; Squamata; Viperidae
Product: cytosolic purine 5'-nucleotidase-like
Exons: 18
Coding region: 104-1678 (524 amino acids)
Molecular function (GO): 5'-nucleotidase activity
Source: RefSeq, a predicted model, not a curated record
GAGGGGCCCUCGGACUGGGUAGGGCCGGGAGCCUCUCCCCCGGCCAGGGGGACGCAGCGGGCAGCCGUAGCCCAGGCUUCUCCUCGCCGCCACCGCCGCGGAGAUGGGCAGCGUCCCCCUCGAGGCCUCCAGGGCCGCGGAGUCUCUCUUCCCGGCCGCCCUCGAGCCCCGCGGGCCCGUCAAGCGGGACUACCACCACCGGAUCUUUGUGAACCGGAGCUUGGCACUGGAGAAGAUAAAAUGCUUUGGUUUUGAUAUGGACUAUACCCUUGCAAUGUACAAAUCUCCAGACUAUGAAGAAUUGACCUUUGAGCUGUUGCUGGAGCGACUGGUGUCCAUUGGAUACCCUCACGAAAUUCUGGACUAUAAGUACGAUCCUGCCUUCUCUACCAGGGGGCUGAUCUUUGAUGUCCAGCAUGGGAACUUGCUAAAGGUGGACUCCCAUGGCAAUCUGUUGGUGUGUGCACAUGGCUUCCAUUUCUUCAAGGGGAAUGAAAUCUGGAAUUAUUACCCAAACAAAUUCAUUCAGAGAGACGACACGAAACGUUUUCAUAUUCUGAAUACUUUGUUUAAUUUGACAGAAACCUACCUCUUGGCCUGCCUCGUGGACUUCUUCACCAGCUGCUCCAGAUACACGAAUUGUGAGACCGGCUACAGGCAGGGCAACCUCUUCAUGUCCUUCCGCAGCUUGUUCCAGGAUGUCCGAGAGGCCAUGGAUCAUGUUCACCUUUCAGGCUCCCUCAAGGAGAAAAUGCUGAAGGACCUGGAGAAGUAUGUGGUAAAAGAUCCCCGUAUUCCUCUUCUGCUGAGUCGCAUGAAAGAUGCAGGGAAAAUGUUUCUUGCCACCAACAGCGACUACAACUAUACAGAUGUAAGUCGGGCCUUCAAAGAGAAGGCAAUCAUGACAUACUUACUUGACUUCAGUGAAGAAAAUACGCAGGAUAAAUCCCAGCAUCGACCAUGGCGCUCUUACUUUGAUAUGAUUGUUGUCGACACUUGCAAGCCCCUCUUUUUUGCUGAGGGAACUGUUCUGCGGCAAGUCAACACAGACACGGGGAAGCUGCGAAUUGGGACCUACAGAGGACCACAUCAGCACUGUGCUGUCUACUCUGGAGGUUCCUCAGACAUGAUAUGUGACCUCUUGGGCGUGAAGGGCAAGGAGAUUCUUUACAUUGGUGAUCAUAUCUUUGGGGAUAUUCUCAAAUCUAAGAAGAGGCAAGGAUGGCGCACAUUCCUGGUGGUCCCAGAAGUGGCUAAGGAGCUGCAAGUGUGGACUGAGAAGAGUGAACUCUUUGAGGAGCUGCGGAGUCUGGAUGUGCUUUUGGCUGAACUGUACCAGCACUUGGACAGUGGAAGCAGUGAAUGCCCAGACAUCAGCUCCAUCAAGAAGCGGAUCCAGAAAGUCACCCAUGAGAUGGACAUGUGUUAUGGGAAGAUGGGAAGUCUCUUCCACUGUGGCUCCCAUCAGACCCUCUUUGCCAAUCAGCUGAUUCGCUAUGCAGACCUCUAUGCUGCUUCCUUCGUGAACUUCCUCUAUUAUCCUUUCAGCUACCUUUUCCGGGCACCAGCGGCUCUGAUGCCCCAUGAAUCAACCGUGGAGCAUAUAAAAAUGGAGACUACCGAGAUGGACUUUCUUUCAGGGCAAUUUAUGCACCAGCUCAGGCAACAGAUGGACUGAUUUACUUGGAGUCAAGAUAAAUUGCAGCAAUAAAUUUAAGAUCAUUUCACAUGCAAUACAUUCUUAGUCUUUGAGCUCCCAGAAUCCAAAUGAUGGAUGCUUCCACCAUUUAAUUAUUUCUUCUUCCAAAGAUGUAUAUUUUCUUCUAAAGAACUUAGGAAAGAUUAGAGACACCCAAUGACAAAUGCAGGAAAGAGUACCCCCACCCUUGCUUUUCCCAGGCAAAAGCAGCCAUGUUCUCCAUCUCUCCCGUUGGACCUUUCCCUUAAAUGGGGAGAAAUUCUUAGUUGUAUUUCGCUACCAGGGACACAGCUGGAUCCUCUGGGUGGGUGGGUGAAGGGCAGAAUUCAAAUCACUGUAGGAUUGCAGCACAGACCAUCGGAGAAAGAAAAGCAAUAGCAAUAGCACUUGGACUUUAAGAGGUUUACAGAAUCAGCCUAUGGUCCCCCAACAAUCUAGGUCCUCAUUUUACCAACCUCGGAAGGAUGAAGGCUGAGUCAACCUUGAGCUGGUGAGAAUUGAACUGCUGAACUGCAGGCAGCUGGCAGUUAGCAGAGGUAGCCUGCAGUACUGCAUUCUAACCGCUGCGCCAUCACGGCUGUGUCUUCUGCUAUAUCGAUUCCAUCAUCCGGAUUGAACCCACAACUCUGCACUUCCAGAGGGCUUGGUGUAUAACCCAUCACCCCUGCCAAAAUAAAUACAUUUGUGUGA